Molecule: messenger RNA, 6120 nt
Organism: Castor canadensis (American beaver)
Lineage: Eukaryota; Metazoa; Chordata; Mammalia; Rodentia; Castoridae
Source: RefSeq, a predicted model, not a curated record
GCCAGGCGGGCACGCGUCAUUGUGUUACCUGCAGCCGGCCCGCAAGCUAGGCUCAGGUUUUUUUUUUUUUUUAAAUCUCCCUUCCCUCCCCCGCUUUCUAUGCAGCUGAUCUGAAAAGGAAUAAAAGGCUGCGCAUAAUCAUAAUAAUAAAAGAAGGGGAGCGCGAGAGAAGGAAAGAAAGCCGGGAGGUGGAAGAGGAGGGGGAGCGCCUCAAAGAAGCGAUCAGAAUAAUAAAAGGAGGCCGGGCUCUUUGCCUUCUGGAACCCGCCACUCUUGAAAGGGCUUUUGAAAAGUGGUGUUGUUUUCCAGUCGUGCAUGCUCCAAUCGGCGGAGUAUAUUAGAGCCGGGACGCGUCGGCCGCAAGGGCAGCGGCGACGGCAGCACCGGCAGCAGCACCGGCGGGAGCACCAGCGCGAGCACCAGCGGCGGCGUCCCGAGUGCCCGCAGCGCGCGGCACAGCGAUGCGGUCCCCACGGACGCGUGGCCGGCCCGGGCGCCCCCUGAGCCUCCUGCUCGCCCUGCUCUGUGCCCUGCGAGCCAAGGUGUGCGGGGCCUCGGGUCAAUUCGAGUUGGAGAUUCUGUCUAUGCAGAACGUGAACGGAGAGCUACAGAACGGGAACUGCUGCGGCGGCUCUCGGAGCCCUGGGGACCGCAAGUGCACCCGUGAUGAGUGUGACACGUACUUCAAAGUGUGCCUCAAGGAGUAUCAGUCCCGCGUCACGGCCGGGGGGCCCUGUAGCUUCGGCUCAGGGUCCACGCCUGUCAUUGGGGGCAAUACCUUCAACCUCAAGGCCAGCCGCGGCAACGACCGCAACCGCAUCGUGCUGCCUUUCAGUUUCGCCUGGCCGAGGUCCUACACUUUGCUUGUGGAGGCCUGGGAUUCCAGUAAUGACACAGUUCAACCUGACAGUAUUAUUGAAAAGGCCUCUCACUCGGGCAUGAUAAACCCCAGCCGGCAGUGGCAGACACUGAAGCAGAACACAGGGGUUGCCCACUUUGAGUAUCAGAUCCGUGUGACCUGUGAUGACUACUACUAUGGCUUUGGCUGCAAUAAGUUUUGUCGGCCCAGAGACGACUUCUUUGGACACUAUGCCUGUGACCAGAAUGGCAACAAAACUUGCAUGGAAGGCUGGAUGGGUCCCGAGUGUAACAAAGCUAUUUGCCGGCAGGGCUGUAGUCCCAAGCAUGGGUCUUGCAAACUCCCCGGUGACUGCAGGUGCCAGUAUGGCUGGCAGGGCCUGUACUGCGAUAAGUGCAUCCCGCACCCGGGAUGUGUCCAUGGCACCUGCAAUGAGCCCUGGCAGUGCCUCUGUGAGACCAACUGGGGCGGGCAGCUCUGCGACAAAGAUCUCAACUACUGUGGGACUCAUCAGCCGUGUCUCAAUGGGGGAACUUGUAGCAACACGGGUCCUGACAAAUAUCAGUGCUCCUGCCCUGAGGGAUAUUCAGGACCCAACUGUGAAAUUGCUGAGCAUGCUUGCCUUUCUGAUCCCUGCCACAACAGAGGCAGCUGCAAGGAGACCUCACUGGGGUUUGAGUGCGAGUGUUCUCCAGGGUGGACGGGGCCCACAUGCUCUACAAACAUUGAUGACUGCUCUCCAAAUAACUGUUCCCACGGGGGCACCUGCCAGGACUUGGUGAAUGGAUUUAAGUGUGUGUGCCCUCCCCAGUGGACUGGCAAGACAUGCCAGUUAGAUGCAAAUGAAUGCGAGGCCAAACCUUGUGUAAAUGCCAAAUCCUGUAAGAAUCUGAUUGCCAGUUACUACUGUGAUUGUCUUCCAGGCUGGAUGGGUCAGAAUUGUGACAUAAAUAUUAAUGAUUGCCUUGGCCAGUGUCAGAAUGAUGCCACCUGUCGGGAUUUGGUUAAUGGUUAUCGCUGUAUCUGUCCACCUGGCUAUGCAGGCGAUCACUGUGAAAGAGACAUCGAUGAAUGUGCCAGCAACCCCUGUUUGAAUGGGGGUCACUGUCAGAAUGAAAUCAACAGAUUCCAGUGUCUGUGUCCCACUGGUUUCUCUGGAAACCUCUGUCAGCUGGACAUAGAUUAUUGUGAGCCCAACCCCUGCCAGAAUGGUGCCCAGUGCUACAAUCGAGCCAGUGACUAUUUCUGCAAGUGCCCUGAGGACUAUGAGGGCAAGAACUGCUCACACCUGAAAGACCACUGCCGUACGACCCCUUGUGAAGUGAUUGACAGCUGCACCGUGGCCAUGGCAUCCAAUGACACACCUGAAGGGGUGCGGUAUAUCUCCUCUAACGUCUGUGGUCCCCACGGGAAGUGCAAAAGCCAGUCUGGUGGCAAAUUCACCUGUGACUGUAACAAAGGCUUCACGGGAACGUACUGCCAUGAAAAUAUUAAUGACUGUGAGAGCAACCCCUGUAAAAACGGUGGCACUUGUAUCGAUGGUGUGAACUCCUACAAGUGUAUUUGUAGCGAUGGCUGGGAGGGGGCCUACUGUGAAACCAAUAUUAAUGACUGCAGCCAGAACCCCUGUCACAAUGGCGGCACAUGUCGAGACCUGGUUAAUGACUUUUACUGUGACUGUAAAAAUGGGUGGAAAGGAAAGACCUGCCACUCACGUGACAGCCAAUGUGAUGAGGCCACAUGCAACAAUGGUGGCACUUGCUAUGAUGAAGGGGAUGCAUUUAAGUGUAUAUGUCCUGGAGGCUGGGAAGGAACGACCUGUAACAUAGCCAGAAACAGUAGCUGCCUGCCCAGUCCCUGCCAUAACGGGGGCACCUGUGUGGUCAACGGCGAGUCCUUCACGUGUGUCUGCAAAGAAGGCUGGGAGGGGCCCAUCUGCACUCAGAAUACCAAUGACUGCAGCCCUCACCCCUGUUACAACAGUGGCACCUGUGUGGAUGGAGAUAACUGGUACCGGUGUGAAUGUGCCCCGGGUUUUGCUGGGCCUGAUUGCAGAAUAAACAUCAAUGAAUGCCAGUCUUCACCUUGUGCCUUUGGGGCGACCUGUGUGGAUGAGAUCAAUGGCUAUUGGUGUGUCUGCCCCCCUGGACAUAGUGGUGCCAAGUGCCAGGAAGUUUCAGGAAGGCCUUGCAUCACCAUGGGGAGUGUGAUACCAGAUGGGGCCAAGUGGGAUGAGGACUGUAAUGCCUGCCAGUGCCUGAAUGGAAGAAUCGCCUGUUCCAAGGUAGGAUGUGAGAGCUGCUGUGGUUCUGGUAUAUUCUGGAAUUGUGGGUGGAUGUUCCUGCUAAGCUGCCAGCUUCUGUUUUCCCCUCUCCAGGUCUGGUGUGGCCCUCGACCUUGCCUACUCCACAAAGGGCACAGUGAGUGCCCUAGUGGUCAGAGCUGCAUCCCUAUCCUGGAUGACCAGUGCUUCGUCCGCCCUUGCACUGGCGUGGGUGAAUGUCGGUCGUCUAGCCUUCAGCCGGUGAAGACCAAGUGCACCUCUGAUUCCUAUUACCAGGAUAAUUGUGCAAACAUCACAUUCACCUUUAACAAAGAGAUGAUGUCCCCGGGUCUUACUACAGAGCACAUUUGCAGUGAAUUGAGGAAUCUGAAUAUUUUGAAGAAUGUUUCUGCUGAAUAUUCAAUCUACAUAGCUUGUGAACCUUCCCCUUCAGCAAACAAUGAAAUACAUGUGGCCAUUUCCACUGAAGACAUACGGGAUGACGGAAACCCCAUUAAGGAAAUCACUGACAAAAUAAUAGACCUUGUUAGUAAGCGUGAUGGAAACAGCUCCCUUAUUGCUGCUGUUGCAGAAGUGAGAGUUCAGAGGCGUCCUCUGAAGAACAGAACAGAUUUUCUGGUUCCUUUGCUGAGCUCUGUCUUAACGGUGGCUUGGAUCUGUUGCUUGGUGACGGCCUUCUACUGGUGUGUGCGGAAGCGGCGGAAGCCAAGCAGCCACACGCACUCGACCUCUGAGGAUAACACCACCAACAACGUGCGGGAGCAGCUGAACCAGAUCAAAAACCCCAUUGAGAAGCAUGGAGCCAGUACAGUCCCAAUCAAGGAUUACGAGAACAAAAACUCCAAAAUGUCGAAAAUAAGGACACACAACUCCGAAGUUGAGGAGGAUGACAUGGAUAAACACCAGCAAAAAGCCCGGUUUGCCAAACAGCCGGCAUACACGCUGGUAGACAGAGAGGAGAAGCCCCCCAAUGGCACACCGACAAAACACCCAAACUGGACAAACAAACAGGACAACAGAGACUUAGAAAGUGCCCAAAGCUUGAACCGGAUGGAGUACAUCGUAUAGCAGACAGCAGGCAGUGCUGCCGCUAGGUAGAGUCUGAGGGCACUUCAGGGCUUGUAGUUUCUUUAGACUGUUGUCAUAUUUGAGUCUGAGGCUGUUGACUUAGAAUCCCUGUGUUAAUUUAAGUUUCGACAAGCUGGCUUACACUGGCAAUGGUAGUUUCUGUGGUUGGCUGGGAAACUGAGUGCUGCAUCUCACAGCUAUGCAAAAAACAAGUUGAACGUGCCCGGUGUAUGGGUGUGUGUUCCCCUGCAGCUGACACCUUGUGGAUCAGGCUUCUGGGACAUUGCCCAGCCCCUAAUCCUUGAGCUUCCACUCCUGCCAGAUGUCCUAAUGGUGAUGCAGUCUUAGGAUCAUAGUUUUAUUUAUAUUUAUUGACUCUUGAGUUGUUUUUGUAUAUUGGUUUUAUGAUGACGUACAAGUAGUUCUGUAUUUGAAAGUGCCUUUGCAGCUCAGAACCACAGCAACUAUCACAAAUGAGUUUAUUAUUUAUUUUUUUUAUUGUAUUUUUGUUGUUGGGGGAGGGGGGCUUUGAUGUCAGCAAUUGCUGGUAAAAUGAAGAAUUUAAAGAGGAAAAUGUGUCAAAAGUAGAAUUUUUGUAUAGUUAUGUAAAUAAUUUUUUUUAUUAAUCACUGUGUAUAUUUGAUUUAUUAACUUAAUAAUCAAGAGCCUUAAAACAUCAUUCCUUUUUAUUUAUAUGUAUGUGUUUAGGACUGAAGGUUUUUGAUAGCAUUGUAAGUGUAUGGCUUUAUUUUUUUGAACUUUAUUUUCUCAUUACAUGUUGCCUAUAAGCCAAAAUUAAGGUGUUUGAAAACAGUUUAUCUUAAAAUGACAGGAUAGGCUUCUGUGCCUGGGGAUACAGAUGGAGUUUUUUUUGUACGAUGUCAGAUGUUAAAACACCUUCUAUAUAGCAUCACUUUAAGACACGUUUUAAGAACUGACUGAGGCAGUUUGAGAAUUAGUCUAGAACAGGUUCUUUUUUUUUUUUUCUUUUUCUGUUUCUUUUUUCCUGCUUUAGACUUGAAAAGAGACAGGCAGGUAACCUGCUACAAAGCAGUUUAAGGGAAUAAGUUGAGCUAUGACUUAAUGUAGCCAAGAUGUGAGUGGUUGAAUAUCAUUAAAAAUAUCAAAUUAAUUGUGUGAAGUUGGAAGCAUACCAAUCUUAUUUUGUAAAUUCUGAUUUCUUUUCACCAUUCGUAUGUAAUAUUGAACCACUUGUAGAUUUGAUUUUUUUGUUAUCUACUGCAUUUAGGGAGUAUUCUAAUAAGCUAGUUGAAUACUUGAACCAUAAAAUGUCCAGUAAGAUCACUGUUUAGAUUUGCCAUAGAGUACACUGCCUGCCUUAAGUGAGGAAAUCAAAGUGCUAUUAAAGUUUAAGAUCAAAAAGGCUUAUAAAACAGAGUAAUCUUGUUGGUUCACCACUGAGACCGUGAAGAUGCUUUGUAUUGUCCAAUUAGUGUUAUAUGAACAAAAAAGUGCAUCUUUGAUGUGUUGUUCUGGCAAUAAGUUUUGAAAAGUACUAUUUAUUAAAUUUUUUGUAUGAAAACGUGGAACAGCGUGGCCUCUUGUGAGCAUAUGUAGUUCUCCCCAGUUUUGCUGUGUGCCUUUGUCACCCCACCGGUCUAUGCUGGUGAUCUAUAGCAGGCAGCACCUGGUGGGAGAGGUAAAGUACUGGAAACUUUUUCAGCCACAAAAAUCACCUGAAGUUCUCAAACCUUGGGGCCGCUGUAAGCAGGAGCUGUUUUUCAACAGCAAGUGUGAAUAUUGCUUGAAUAAACACCACUGGAUUAAUGGCCUGUAGUGUGGAGAUGAAUUGUUUGGGCGCACUCAUGGGAAACGCCCAUUACCCUAAAGAGGUUUGAAACAAUUUAGAAUUGUUUAAAAUUGGGGGAUGAAGAGGGAGAUUUAAUGC